AUGUUGAAAAGCGGGGAGAAAAGAGAAGAAAGCAUUACAUUGGCCAUUGACAAAGACAAAGAGAGUCAGAACGCGUUGAGAUGGACAGUGGAAAACCUUGUUAGCAAAGGACAGACUCUUACUCUUCUUCAUGUCAAACUCAAACAGUUCCCUUCUCUUCCCUAUUCAGGGUCUUACCCGAAUAGGUCAGGCGAUGACAAGACAGAAUUGUUUCUUCCAUUCCGCUGCUUUUGUGCUAGAAAAGACGUCAUCUGCCAAGAUGUGAUUGUCGAGGACGUAAGUGCGGCUAAAGGAAUACUUGAUUAUGUUCAAAAGAACGCAAUCGAGACUCUAGUGCUUGGUGCAUCCAAGAUGAAUCUUUUGAGAUUCAAAGCAGCUGAUGUUUCAAACACCGUCAUGAAAAGGGCACCGAGUUUCUGCACAGUUUAUGCAAUCUCUAAAGGAAAAAUCUCCUCCAUGAAGUCAGCAACAUCUUCACUUCCCAGCUCCACUUUGCGGCAUUCUCAAACCAGCAAUAUGAAUGUUGAAAGGAAACAACAUACAAUGCAAAGAACACAUGACGAGAUACAGAUCGAGAUCAAAAGAGGAUACGAAGGAAGAUACCAGCCCUCAAUGACAGACUCUGACAUAUCAUUUGUGAGUAGUGGAAGACCAAGCGUGGAUCUUAUGUUCCCUUCCUUUGAUGACCAUCUUGAUGUUCCCCGCUUCUCACUCACCUCUGAUUAUGAAGAAAAUAGUAUUAGUUUCUCUUCUUCAAAUAAGCAGUCCAUAGAUCUUGGCUCUUCAUAUACAGCAUUCUCUUCAAGCUCUGGUAGACCUUCAUGUUCCCUAUCGUCCCAAGAUGAGAUUGAAGCUGAGAUGACAAAGCUGAAAAUGGAGCUAAAGCAUACAAUGGAAAUGUAUAACAGUGCCUGCAAGGAAGCAAUCUCUGCUAAGAAGGCGGCUACUGAGUUACACAAGUGGAAAGUAGGUAAGGAACAGAAACUAGAAGAGGUAAAACUUGCCAAGGAAGCAGCGAUAGCAAUGGCUGAGAGUGAGAAAGAAAAGAGCAGAUCAGCGAUUGAAACUGCAGUGGCAGCUCACAGAACAGCAGAACUUGAAGCUCAAAAGACAAAGCAUAUUGAGGAAAAUAAAAAGCCUUUAGUGAAAACAACAACUGAUUUGAGGUAUAGAAAAUAUACAAUUGAGGAUAUUGAAGUAGCCACUGAAGAUUUCUCGCCGAGUCGCAAAGUUGGAGAAGGAGGCUAUGGUCCUGUUUACAAGGGAACACUAGAUUAUACUCAAGUGGCAAUAAAAGUUCUAAGACCAGACGCUGCACAAGGAAGGUCUCAGUUCCAGCAAGAGGUUGAAGUAUUAACUUGUAUGAGACAUCCAAACAUGGUUCUCCUACUUGGAGCCUGUCCGGAAUACGGAUGUUUAGUCUACGAAUACAUGGCAAAUGGUAGCUUAGAUGACUGUCUUUUCAGACGACCAAACUCUUCAGUACUUUCUUGGCAGCUAAGAUUUCGCAUAGCAGCUGAAAUCGCAACCGGUCUUCAUUUCCUCCACCAGAUGAAACCGGAGCCUUUGGUGCACCGUGACCUUAAACCGGGAAACAUUUUACUUGACCAGCAUUUCGUUAGCAAGAUUUCUGAUGUUGGCUUGGCAAGGCUAGUCCCUCCUUCGGUUGCUGACACUGUAACUCAAUAUAGAAUGACCUCAACAGCUGGAACAUUCUGUUACAUUGAUCCAGAAUACCAGAAGACCGGCAUGUUGGGGACUAAAUCAGACAUUUACUCUUUUGGGAUUAUGCUUUUGCAAAUACUUACAGCUAAGCCACCAAUGGGCUUGACUUAUCACGUCGAGAGUGCAAUCGAAAACGGAAAUUUCGCUGAGAUGUUAGACCCUGCUGUGCAUGACUGGCCACUCCAAGAGGCUUUGGUUGCAGCCAAACUUGCUCUACAGUGUGCUGAAUUAAGACGCAAAGACAGACCUGACUUGGGGAGUGUUGUUUUGCCUGAGCUUAACAGACUCAGGACACUAGCUGAAGAAAGCAUGCUGCCCACUGCUAACUUUGGCGGAAGCCAACGACCUACUAGGAGCCGGAAUAAUAUCCACAUCCAAAGUCCAGUGUCCACGACUUCAUUACAUGUAUGAAUCUACGAAACUGUUAUGAAUCAUGAAGUGGAUGGUCCAUAACGAAAACCAUACAAGUUCAAGACUAGAGUCUUUUGGAGGUUUACAUCCAGCCACAUGGAAGACCCAUUCAACCUUAGUCUUUAUGAGUUUGACCAUGUCAUUAUGUAG
Molecule: messenger RNA, 2286 nt
Organism: Raphanus sativus (radish)
Lineage: Eukaryota; Viridiplantae; Streptophyta; Magnoliopsida; Brassicales; Brassicaceae
Product: U-box domain-containing protein 35
Exons: 7
Coding region: 1-2136 (711 amino acids)
Biological process (GO): protein phosphorylation
Molecular function (GO): ATP binding; protein kinase activity
Source: RefSeq, a predicted model, not a curated record